GUGGGGCAGGAAAGGGUCACCCUCGGAGAGAAACAGGGAGUGGGCGGGACCUGGGCCGGGCCUCUCCUGUUCCUGACGUCCUGCCAGGCCUUGAGUCAUUUCUAAGCCGGGCUAGAGAAUCCCCUGCCUGGCCUGACGCCUCUGUCAGCAUCACAGCAGGAGGAGGAGAGGCCCCUUCCACACCGCUGAAUAAAGUCCUACAAUAUCUGCUUUGAACUGGGAUAUAUAGCAGUGUGGACUCAGAUAACCCAGUUCAAAGCAGAUAUUGUGGGAUUUUCUGCCUUGAUGUUUUCUGCCUGAGAUAAUAGGGUUGUGUAGAAAGACCCUGAAUAAUCUGCUCUCCUUGGAGAUAAUGUCAGGAAAUGAUGAUGAUUAUGAUGAUGAUGUUUAUACAUGCCCCGCUUUGUCUCUCAACCAGGAGGGAAGAUGGGAUGUCAAAGGCCCCUUCUACCUAGCUGUUUAAAAUCCACAUUAUCUGCUUUGAACUGGAUCAUUGGGCAGUGUAGACAUAGGCCCCUUCAACACACUGAACUGGAUUAUAUGGCUGUGUGGACUUGGGUUCCUUCCAGACAGACUCUAUACCCCAGGAUCUGAUCCCAAGUUUUCUGCUUUAAAUUGGAUUAUAUGAGUCUGCGCUGCCAGAUAAUCUGGGAUAAACAGAAAACCUGGGAUCAGAUCCUGGGAUAUAGGGCCUGUCUGGAAGGGCUCAAAUGCCCCUUCCAUACAGCUGUAUAAAAUCACACUGAACUGGAUUAUAUGGCAGUGUGGACUCAGAUAAUUCAGUUCAAAGUAGAUAUUGUGAGUUAUCUGCCUUGGUAUUCAGGGUUAUAUGGCUGUGUGGAAGGGCCCUACGAUAAUCCAGUUCAAAUCAGAUAAUGUGGAUUUUCUAUUUUAUUAACCUGAAUUAUCUGGCGGUGUAGAAGGGGUCAAAGGCAGCAAAGAAAUACCACAAGAAUACCGAUUAGGCACCUUCUAAACUGCCAUACAGUCCAUAUUAUCAAAAAAGAUAAUCCACAUUAUCUGCUUUGAACUGGAUUAUAUGAGCCCACACUCUGGAGUGUUCUAACUAGAGGUCAGCUGUUACCAACAGUGCCGUGGAAUUUGAAGAGGCACAAAUGGAGGGCAAAAGGAAGAAAUGUGUCAAGAGGAAGGCGCAUCACGCCAAACCUGACCAGAAUUGCCUUCUACAGUAGAGUCUUACUUAUCCAACACUUGCUUAUCCAACAUUCUGGAUUAUCCAACACAUUUUUGUAGUCAAUGUUUUCAAUAUAUCGUGCUAUUUUGGUGCUAAGUUCGUAAAUACAGUAAUUACAACAUAACAUUACUGCGUAUUGAACUACUUUUUCUGUCAAAUUUGUUGUAUAACAUGAUGUUUUGGUGCUUAAUUUGUAAAAUCAUAACCUAGUUUGAUGUUUAAUAAGCUUUUCCUUAAUGUCUCCUUAUUAUCCAACAUAUUCGCUUAUCCAACAUUCUGCCGGCCCGUUUAUGUUGGAUAAGUGAGACUCUACUGUACCUGGAAAUCGAUGCCCUUACUGCGAAAGAACAUGCAGGUCAAGAGUAGCUCUCCACAGUCACCUACGGACCCACCGCCAGAACCUUACACUUGAAAGGCAAUAAUACUCGGACACUAGUGAUCGCUAGGAGCCAAGGUGGCGCAAUGGGUUAAACCCUUGUGCCGGCUGAACUGCUUAAUUGAAAGUUGGGUUGCUGACCUGAAGGCUGGGUCACUGACCUAAAGGUUGCUGGUUUGAAUCCGUGAGACAGGGUUUUAGAGAUUCAUCUCUAGUUUGUGGGGAGAUGAGAGAAACCUCACAGUAACACAUCCAGGCGUCCCUUGGGCAAUUUCUCUGUAGAAAGCCAAUUCUCUCACACCAGAAGCAACUUGCAGUAUGUUCUCAAAUCGCUUCUGACACGAUUAAAUAAAAACUAGUGUUUGCUGCUGCUGCUGAUCUGCUUUGAACUGAAUUAUAUGGCAGUGUAGACUCAUAUAGUCCAGUUCAAAGCAGAAAAUGCGGAUUAUCUGCUUUGAUAAUCUAGAUUACAUGACAGUGUAGAAGGCGCCUUAAUUGAUUAUGCUGUACUUCCAGACAGCAAGGAUUAUUGACUGUGGCUUUCUAGUGUAUUAUUUCUGGAUUAUAAAUCCCAGAAUCCCUUCCGUUGUCUCCCCACCAUGGUCUACAACUGCCCCAUAUCCCUGAAAAAAAUUGAAACUCACUUUUUUUUAAUAUAACAUUUGUCAUGUUUUAGGCCUUCUUGAUCAUUUUGGGUUUCGGAGGGCCCAAAAGGCUUUUUCUAACUUUUUUCAGGUUAGAGGGAAAAAAACGAACAACCAGCAGAACUAUGCCAAAUUGGCUCAAUACUACUUUGGAGAUAUUGAGGAACAAACCUUUUUUUCAAAAAAUAACCAUAAGGACUACACCUUAAUCAUCCCUGAGCUGCACAGUCAUUAAGCCUCAUUUAAUUAACUCAGUCUUCUGAACAGACAUGUACAGUUGACUUUUCACAUCCAUGGAUUAUGUCUGAACAGAUUCAACUUUCCACAGUUUGAAAACAGUUUCUGAAAACUCAAACAAGCUAUUUUGCCAUUUUAUAUAAGGGAGAUUGUUUUACUGUGCCAUUGUACGUGUAUAUAGGCAGUCUCCCAAGUUAUGAACAAGUGCAGCUGUAUCAGUGCCAUUAUGCCCAGCCCGCGAAGUAGCCCAAAGAGUAGUCAUGAGAGACGGGCUCAUGGCAACAAGCUGGAAUUCAUAUCGCUGACAAGUAUGAGGAACCCAGGCCCUCCAGAAAGUCCAUCUCGUCGCAGGGAAGGCACAGCCAGCACGGGGCCUCCACAGGCCCUGCCUGAAGAAGAUUGCAUGAAACUGAACCCAUCUUUUGUGGAUAUUGCCCUGCGCUCUUUGUUGGCCAUUGAUCUUUGGGCCUCUAAAAAGCUUGGGGUGUGUGCUGGAGAGAGUUCUUCUUGGGGCAGUGUCCGUCCUCUCAUGAUAGUCGUAGAGAUCUCCGGACAUGGCAUUCCUUGGCUAGCUGGCACACUCUAUGGGCUUUGUAGAAGUGGGAGCUCAGCAGGCCGUGAGGUGCUGCUCAACUUGCUUUUUGCGCUGGUGCUCGAUCUAAUUUUGGUGGCGGCAGCAAAAGGACUGGUAAAACGAAGGCGUCCGGCCCACAACAAGAUGGACAUGUUUGCCACUAUCUCCGUGGAUAAAUACUCAUUCCCAUCAGGCCAUGCUACCAGAGCUGCUUUAGUUUGCAGAUUUAUUCUACACCAUCUUGUGCUAGCCCUCCCUCUGCGUGUGCUGGUUGUGCUUUGGGUUUUCAUAGUGGGAAUCUCCCGGGUCAUGCUGGGAAGACACAAUGUGACAGAUGUUAUCUUUGGGCUACUAAUGGGCUACAUGCAGUACAGCAUGGUGGAGUAUUUCUGGCUGUCUCCAGUCACUGCCCCUAUUCUCUUUAUGUUGUGGAGUUGAUAGUCCCUAAUGAACAAGUAUACUAUCUCCACAACAAACCAUUAAAAUCGUUAAGCUUCAUCUAAUCAGCAAUAUGAAUGGUUGGAACUAGCAAAAUUCAUCUUGAGAGGAUAUAUGGGCUGCUUUGGUUCAUACUAACUCAUCUUGCUUUAUAAACAUGUUGUUGGGAUGGAGCAUGAGCCAACAUGUAAAAUUGCACAAAUCAUUGUAUAGUAAAACUGUGUUACUUUUGAGAUGACAUUCUACUACAGCUCUGGAGUCAACUAGUCAGCCAUUUAUUAAGGUUUGUGAUUAGCUGCAAUACAGUAAAUAAUAAAAUCAUGGUCUGCCUGUAGCACUGCCAGUACAUCAUAUUUGGUAGGUAUGUUUUUUAUACUGUGAUUGUUUAAUAGAUGUUUUGUCAGAUUGAUUCUGUAAACUGUAUAUAUUGCAGUUGAUGCUUGUGACUUACUUUUGAACUUGUAUUUAUGGCAUGUUUUAUGGGAAUUGAUUCGUUUACAGAUUUGACAGGCUUUCAUUUUCAGACCUGAAUACUUUGUUUCACAGAUCAUUCUUUCAUAGCAGUUUCACUUAACUGCUUUCUUCAUUCUUUUUCUCAUGCAAUUGCCUCCUAACAAGAGUAUAAAGAAAUAUAAAUGAUGCAAGCAUCAUAUCAAAGAGUCAAAAAAUGCUGAAAAAUAAAUAUUUUGGCAGCUUCAGUGAAGGAAGUGGCUCACUUUGCAGUCAGUUCACACCUGAGUUUCGUAAGAUUUAUUGUAGUUGGAAGAUGUCUGAUUAUUUCAGCAUUUAUUUGACAUUUUUGUCAAUGGAAAGGGAGUUAAAGUAAUCUUAGAAUAUGUAUUACUACAAGAGUACUCUUAAUGUUCCUACAGCUUGGAUUUUAGGUGCAAUUAAUGAAGGUCUACACAAAUUUGAGAUACAGCUCCUUAAAUUGCAUAUAGAUUUUUGCCUCUUUUCAUCUAGUAAUAUCAUUACCAUGAUUUAUUAUUGUAUUAUUAUCAUUUAGAUCCCACAGUGCUUGCUUGCAGUCUGAGCUAGUUCCCAUGUGUCAAAAGAUAUUAAAUUGAAGGAACACUAUGAAAACUCAUUUUGCUCUCAACAUGGGCAGUACAUGUUUCAAAGAUGCAGGGGCUGUAGCAUGUCAGGAUUAUGCUGUCCUGUAUAGAUCCGCUACCAUACCACUUUCCCAGCAGAAUUGCUCUCAUUGCUGAGAUCUGCUGGAUGAUGAACUGAAAAUGGGGACCAAAAAGGGGUAAAGUGAGGGAGGAGCCAAGUUAUACCAGAUUCAGUUUUUCCUUCAGCCCAAGGACAGUGCUUGUGUGUAGCACUGGUGCAAAUGAACACCACAUCAGAUUUGUAAAUUUGAACAACUUGUGACAUGGAAAGUCACAAUUUUAGCUGGCUAGUGGAGGCUGAGCUGGCACUUGGCCAUCUUUUUAAAAUUUGUUUUUUUUUUAAUUUCUAAAAGUUCAUUGUGCCUUGUAAGUGCAAUGGAAACUUGUAUUAAACACAAGACUUUAUGCGAAUUUGCAUUUCUGUGCCAAUUCCAUUUCCAUAAAAGGGUAGCUCUUAGAAUCCAGGUGGUUGGAUUGUGUCUCAAAACCAGGUUGUCUUUUUUUUAUACUGAAGUGCCUUUAUACUGUUCCAUUUCCAUGAAAGCAAUGAAAAUAGGUGCUAGGAAAACUGCUAAAAUUGUUCUCCAUAGGUAUAAAACUGCUUGAACAACAGCAGAUGGCAAGGGAUAGAUCAUUUCCAGAAUGGCUGAAGAAUGUUGAUUUUCAGAAGCAAUAAUCAGAAGUGUGAGCAUUUUGCUCUCAAAUAAAAAUGCUCCAAAGCUGUAGAAUAUAAACCAGAAAAUGAGGAAUUAAUAAUACUGUAGUGUCUGCCUUCUAUGAUGAACUAAACAUAUGUGCAAUAUAUUUACAGAACCAAAAACAGUCCUGUCAAAAAUACUUAUCUCCACAAUGGCUUAAAAUACUGAAAUUAUUUCAUAUGACUCCUAAUUCUCCAGCUAUAGUUCAAACUCUUUACGUAGCUCAAACAAACUCUGUGAAGCUUUAGCAAAGUAAUCUCCACUUAAAAUAUUAAGCAACUGACUAUUCCAGCUGAUGUUAAAAGCUUACUCAUGCUUUACCUUGCAAUCCUAGAUCAAUUGGGUUGUUUAAAAUCUAGGGGAUCCUACUCAGAACCGGGCCACUGUUGAAGUUGACUGAAGUUUCAGAUUAUUUUAUCCUUCCCAGUUUGAGAGAGCUGAUCUUUGUAACCAGAAUCAUGACUCUUCUGCUAUAGUCAGGCAGAAAAGCAGCUUCCAGUUGGUGUCCAGAUCACAACUUCUUUCUUUUUAUUCAUAUAUUUUUCUUCUCUCUUCUGUUAGAAUAAUAGAAUUAGAAGAGACCACAGAGGCCAUCCAGUUCAAUCCCCUUUAUGGUGACCCUAUUGAAAUUGGUUUUGUUUUGUUCAGAAGAAGUUUGUCAUAGCCUUCUUGUGAAUAUAUCCAACAGCCCUAGGCUUUCCUUGGCAGCCUCUCCUUCUGAGUACUAACCAAGCCUGAUCCUGCUCUGCUUCUCAGAUUCUCUGUUUUGCUGUUCAUACAUGCUCAGUAAACUUCUGUUUACUUUGUUGUCGAGAGGCAGACAUGGCUAAUUUUGAAUUGGUUGAAAUAGAAUACAGUUGUCCUUCCACAUGUACAGUUUUUAUUAAAAAUAUUCUCUCUGGGAAUCUUUGUCUUCCAGUAUGACUCUAUCGUCAACUUCCUCCAGUCAUGCUGGAGGACCUAGAGAUUUUCUGAGAGAACAUCUCUGUAGGAAUUUCUAGGUCCUCCAAUACAAUUUUGCAUCCAGCUUCUGGCAGAAAUUGACCUUAGAAUUGUUCUGGAUGACCUAAGCAUUACUAGAAAGAUAUUCUCAGGUAAAAAAUUGCAAUUUUUCCAAUUAUAGUUUUUUACUUGCAUAAGAACUAUGUGCCCCUAACCCAGUGGUUCUCAAUCUGGGUCCCCAGAUUUUUUGGCCUUCAACUCCCAGAAAUCCUAACAGCUGUAAACUGUCUGUUGUAGGCCAAAACACUUGGGGACCUACAAGUGGAGAACCACUACCCAAGCGAACGUGGAGGUCUAUUGGGUACUGCUCUGUCCUUGCUCAAACUUUGUUGCAGAUAUAUUUCUGCAACUAACACUAUAUUCCUAAUCACAUUGCUGCUAAAAUAAUUUUAGUUAGAUAGUGGACCAGAUGGAAAAUCAAAAGAAGCUUCUCUCAGAGGGUUUGUUGUUUGAGGAAUGCCUCUCCCGGAGCUGACUCUUCAAUUCACUGAUAGGAAGGGAAAAGCAGAGAAUUUACUCUUUACAGCAAAAAAGGGAAGCAGGGAGUCUUUGCUUGAUGGCCAGACCUCUCUGAGCUCGCUCAACAGCUCAUUCCCAGGAGCUGAGCCAAAGCCAGAUCUUUAAAUCAGCAGCAGGUAAGAAAAUGAUGCAAAUGCAUAGGGCUGCUAUUCUCUACUCCCCCAUUUUUAGAAGCAAAUAAUAUCCUUGUAGAUUAAAUUAUAAAUCAGCAAAAGGCUUAACUUGCUGCUCAAGAUUCCAUACACGUAAAGUAUUCAUAACCAACUCUUACUAAGAUUGUGUCAACACCCGGCAGGUUAAGGAGCAGAGCAAUGAUAGAUGUAAUAUGCCAUGAUGAUUCAUUGUCACAGUAAACUUUGUGUGCAGAAGAUGCAGAAACAUUGGGCUACUAUAAAUCAGGUUACAGCCUGCAUUUCCCUUGCAUGGUCCCAUCACAGGACAUACAAUGCAGAGGAUAUGUCAUCUUCACCUCAUCAAACUUUCAAAAAUUGUUUACAUUGGAAGUAGGUGAUGGCAAUUGUGACUUUCCUUGAUCCUUUAUAAAAUUUUAUAGCACUUCAGACUGUCCUUUAAAAUUGUGAAAAUGACUCCAUGAAGCAUGAUUGUGAUAAAUGCGGAUUGGAUUCAGAUGAGUAACCUGUCAUAUUCAGCAGUAGCAAUGAGUAAUGCGAUCGUUGUUUCUGAAAUUUUUUGUUAAUACUGAUCAGGAGUGCAAUAGAAAGAUGUCAUAUAAUGUAGAGAUUUAGUAUACUAUUGCAUUGCUAGGGAAAGGGAGAGACAUUUUGAGGGGGUUUUUUUGUCUAUAGGGCUAAAAUAUUUUGUUCUAUGGACAGAACAUCCAGUUUUUUUCCUGCCUUGAACUUGUAGGAUUGCAUCCUUGCAUAUGUACUUAAAGGUGGGGCUUCAAAGAAACUGAUAACUUGGAGAUUCAUCUAAUGAAGCAGAUGUGAAAUUUAGGUGCCCCCUAAACAUUUUCAGCACACGUUUUUCCUCAAGGAAUGUACUAAAUGCUUUGGAAAGCCCAACAGACAGGUGUGCUCGUGUCUCCAGAGUUGCUAAUCCCCAUAAAAUGAAUUCUGGCAUUAAAAAUGCAAUGUAUUGCCUAAGGUUACUUUCCCUUAUUUGCUGUAAGGGAAAGUAACCUUAAUUCUCCAAUAUUUUAAUAUUGGUUAUGGCUAAUAAAGUUACGGAAGAUUUUUUCUUGGAAGAUCUGCCUUCCAUGUUGUACUGUAACUUCAUUCAGCUGUAAAUCCAAUGAGUGACAGAAAGGCAAUGGAAAAUGUCUUCUGAACAAAUACAGCCAAGAAAAGCCCAUGAUAGGAUCGCUUUAGAUUGGAAACUACUUGUAGGCACACGAAGACAACAGCUAUACCUGUUGGUCUUGCCAAUGCCAAAUGAUUGAGAAUGCUGUCAAGUGCUAGUUUUCUUGGCGAUCACAUUUGUAAAAAGGCAUGUCCAACUGGCCCAUACUAGCUUGUUUGCUUGCUUGUUUCUUUCAUAACUACAUCUUUUAUGUUCUACAGAUGUUCCUACCCCAUCCCUAGCUGUUCCCAUCUCUGAUUAUUAUCCUUAGGAAGAUCUUUAUGGAUAAAUUCCGUUUGAAUUUAGUGCUGUUGUUUCCUGAAGGCCAGCGUGGUUUUUCUUUUUACUGUAAAUAAUAAUAUUAAUAUUAAUAAUAAUGAUAACUUUAUUUUUUAAUCUCGUCACCAUCUCCUUGAAGGGAUUUGAGGUGGCUUACAUGGGGACAAGCCCGGUCAGACAUAGUUAAAAUAUAGCACAGUAAAAUUUAGAAAAACAACAUCAUAGAACAUCAUAAAACAACAAUUUUAACAAACAAUAGCCUGACCUAGUAAUCAAUAUUAAAUUAGGGCGGGUAGGGUCUGGUGCAAUACAGUUGCAAGGACAGGACUGAUGGAUAAAAUGCAGUAGUCAGAUGAUAAGUUAGGAGUAGGGCAUUAUCAAUUAGAACACUAUAACUAUAGGGCAGAGAACAGUGGAAAAGUGCAAGAGCAAGACAUUGAGUUAUGGCUGGGGGGCCAAAAUUAUCUCGUGAACUGUUUAAUCAAAGGCACAGUGGAACAUCCACAUUUUUAGGUUUUUACGAAAAGUGGACAAGGUGGGCGUCAGUCUAAUCUCCCUAGGAGAGAGUUCCAGGGCCAGAUACUUAUUAGUGAGCCUUAUUAAUAAUGUGUUGGCAUACAGCUUUUCUCAUAACAGUUCAGCAUACAGACCCUAUAUAUUUAAUGCUAAACUGUUGUUUUCAAGUACAUUCCAAACAUCCCUGUCAGUUUACUCAAUUAUACAACUGCACUGUACAUUGUGUAUUGUGUGUUUUAUAUAUUUGGUGGUGGGGGGGGGCAGAAUUUAUAUCUUAUAAUCAAUGUAUAUGGCUUAGUCAUGGGCAGCUGGAUUAGUAUAUUCUUAUUGGCUGACUGGCCUUUUUAGUCCACUUUUUUCAGUACGGCUUGUUCUGACAAAAUUGUCUGAGAAUCUGACCACUCGGACAUAGCUUUAAAUAUGUAGCAGACAAUUUCUUGAAUUUUCUUUCAUUUGGACUACUAGCAAUAGGGCAUUCUUUUCAUUUAGUAAUGACAUUUUUCCUGUACUGUAUCAACUGUUUUGGAAUGCUGUAUCUCAUUUUAAUAUUAAAGGGUUAAAUAUUUA
Molecule: messenger RNA, 9462 nt
Organism: Anolis carolinensis (green anole)
Lineage: Eukaryota; Metazoa; Chordata; Lepidosauria; Squamata; Anolidae
Gene: plpp6
Product: phospholipid phosphatase 6
Exons: 3
Coding region: 2649-3464 (271 amino acids)
Molecular function (GO): sphingosine-1-phosphate phosphatase activity
Source: RefSeq, a predicted model, not a curated record